UGCGAUCCACCACCUGGGUCCACGUCUUUUGACAGGUUGAGUUCCGGCUGUCGUCGCUGUCGUUCUUUUUGCGGCAUCUUUGCUAGUGUCGAGCACACAUUCAAUUUUUCUGCCAGCUAAACAAUGUCGAAAAGAGGACGAGGAGGAUCCGCGGGAGGAAAGUUCCGCAUCUCGCUGGGUCUGCCAGUCGGAGCCGUCAUCAACUGCGCCGACAACACAGGUGCCAAGAACCUGUACGUGAUCGCAGUCCAUGGCAUCCGUGGUCGUCUGAACCGUCUGCCCGCUGCUGGCGUCGGCGACAUGUUCGUGGCCACCGUCAAGAAGGGUAAGCCGGAACUCCGUAAGAAGGUCAUGCCCGCGGUCGUGAUCCGGCAGCGGAAACCGUUCCGCAGGCGAGACGGUGUCUUCCUAUACUUUGAGGACAACGCCGGGGUCAUAGUGAACAACAAGGGCGAAAUGAAGGGCUCGGCCAUCACCGGUCCCGUGGCGAAGGAAUGUGCCGAUCUGUGGCCCCGUAUCGCGUCGAACGCCGGUUCGAUAGCGUAAGGUUUGAAAUGGCAGGAGAAUUUGUUUUUUGCUGGAUGAGAUGUUUUGUGGACAGUAACAUCAAGGAAGAGCGAGAAUCGGGAUGCGGAUAUUGGAACGAACAAUAAAAGGCCACACAGAAUGGAAGUGAGAAAAGUUCAAAACACUAAA
This is a messenger RNA of Culex pipiens pallens (northern house mosquito), 696 nucleotides long. RefSeq names its product 60S ribosomal protein L23 (gene RpL23). Gene Ontology annotation, molecular function: structural constituent of ribosome; large ribosomal subunit rRNA binding. Gene Ontology annotation, biological process: translation. The record is from RefSeq and is a predicted model, not a curated record. Lineage: Eukaryota; Metazoa; Arthropoda; Insecta; Diptera; Culicidae. The transcript has 3 exons. The coding region runs from base 124 to 546 and encodes 140 amino acids. Gene Ontology annotation, cellular component: cytosolic large ribosomal subunit; ribosome.